AUGCGCAAUCUCACUUCCUCUUGUUCCAUCAGAGCUUUCGCAUCUUCCCCAUUUCUCCGCUCCAAUCAUCUUCCUUUUCUUCCUUCAUUUUCACCUUCCGCAACAGGAAAAUCCACACUUUCAAUUCAAUGCGCUGUUCAAUUCCGCCCCUGCAUCGACAUUCACAAGGGGAAAGUGAAACAAAUUGUUGGGUCAACCCUUAAAGAUUUGAAAGGUGAUGAUGGGUCGGAUCCAAUUACCAAUUUUGAGUCUGAUAAAUCAGCAGCUGAGUAUGCCACACUUUACAAACAAGAUGGACUCAAAGGUGGUCAUGUUAUCAUGCUUGGUGCUGAUCCUUUGAGCAAAGCUGCUUCCCUUGAGGCAUUGCAUGCUUAUCCUGGCGGUCUGCAAGUUGGAGGGGGAAUAAAUUCUGACAAUUGUUUGAGUUACAUUGAUGAAGGAGCAAGCCAUGUCAUUGUGACAUCUUAUGUAUUCAACAAUGGUCAAAUGGAUCUUGAAAGGCUUAAAGAUCUUGUUCGCAUUGUUGGAAAAGAGAGGCUUGUGUUGGAUCUCAGUUGCAGAAAAAAGGAUGGUAAAUAUGCAAUUGUCACCGAUAGAUGGCAGAAGUUCAGUGACGUGUCACUUGAUGCUGAAGUAAUGCAGUUUCUUGCCAACUUUGCCGAUGAGUUUCUGGUUCAUGGUGUUGAUGUUGAAGGAAAAAAGUUGGGAAUUGAUGAAGAGCUCGUGGCUUUGCUUGGCAACUAUUCACCGAUUCCUGUGACUUACGCUGGUGGUGUAACUGUGAUGGAUGAUUUAGAGAGGAUAAAAACGGCUGGAAUGGAAAAUGUCGAUGUUACCGUGGGAAGUGCCUUGGACAUUUUCGGGGGAAACUUGGCUUAUAAAGAUGUUGUAGCCUGGCAUAACCGACAAAAGGUCUUUGUGGCUUAA
This is a messenger RNA of Lathyrus sativus (Indian pea), 927 nucleotides long. NCBI's taxonomy places the organism in Eukaryota, Viridiplantae, Streptophyta, Magnoliopsida, Fabales, Fabaceae. The record is from the annotation of a GenBank genome assembly.